Cucurbita maxima (winter squash) is the source of this 2124-nucleotide messenger RNA. RefSeq names its product beta-glucuronosyltransferase GlcAT14A-like. The transcript has 4 exons. NCBI's taxonomy places the organism in Eukaryota, Viridiplantae, Streptophyta, Magnoliopsida, Cucurbitales, Cucurbitaceae. The record is from RefSeq and is a predicted model, not a curated record. Gene Ontology annotation, cellular component: membrane. Gene Ontology annotation, molecular function: glucuronosyltransferase activity. Bases 677 to 1867 code for a protein of 396 amino acids.
AUUCUUGAAGCAUUCAAGAAAAUUGUGUUCCAUUUUAUUACAUAUCUACAAUCAAGGCAUAUCCAGCAUUGCAUCAUCUGUUAUUUCUCCCCCACUCUUUUCUCAAUCGAUUGGACUUCACGCUACUACAAAUCAAGGCAUAAAUUAUAUAAAUUUGUUCCUUAAUCGCGCAUAAAUCGCGUGGAGUUCAUACUUUUUUCGGUUCAGUUACUUUGUUUGCAAUAAUCAUCAAAGAUUAAUGGCACAAAUGAAAACUGCAGCAGAGAUUGUUGACACACGGAAAACCCAAUUUCCCUGUUAAGCUCAAGCUUUGAUUUCAUCAUUUUCCUGAUCAAAUCGCUUCAAAUCUGAUCUGAAAAAACCCUAACCCUAGAAAUUUCCUUACAGAUUGGCGAAGAAGAAGAAGGGAGGGAGAGGAACAGAGUGAAAUUACAAGAAGAAGAAUGUGGGUUUCACAGUUUUCCGAUCUUUUUAGUCUGUGUUUUUGAAUCGCAGAUCUUCGACGGCGUCGAUGAUAAGCGGUUUUCUCAGGCCAAAGCAACGAAGAUCUACCGACAACACAUUUCUCGAAUUGACGGUUACCCCAUAUGCCCCACUCUGUUGAAUCCUCAUCAGAGCACUGCAAUUCCCAUCACUGGAAAGUAAAAGAACUAAAACCGGCACGACGGUCGCCGUCAUGGGAGCUGAGAAGAAAUGGCUCUUCACUCUCUUCUCCGCCGCUUUCCUCUCUCUUCUCCUCCUUUUAUUCUCUUCCAUUUCUGCAUUCAGUUCUCCGCGAUCCAUUCCCUCAAUAAUCCACCACGGAGCUCCGUAUCCUCCGGCGUUCGCCUACUACAUUUCCGGUGGCCGUGGUGACAAGGACCGAAUCUUCAGGCUGUUGCUCGCCGUCUACCACCCCAGAAACCGCUACCUUCUGCAUCUUGCGGCGGAUGCUUCCAACGACGAGCGGCUGCAGCUCGCUGUGACAGUGAAAUCGGUGCCGGCGAUUCGUGCCUUUGAAAAUGUUGAUGUGAUUGGAAAGCCCGAUCGAAUCUCUUACAUGGGAUCAUCUAAUGUUGCCACUAUUCUUCAUGCUGCAUCGAUUCUUCUCAGAAUUGAGAGUGGGUGGGACUGGUUUAUCACUUUGAGUGCCAGGGAUUACCCGCUGAUCAGUCAGGAUGAUUUGUCGCAUGUGUUUUCAUCUGUUAGAAGAGAUCUCAAUUUCAUAGAUCACUCAAGUGACCUUGGGUGGAAAGAAGGUCAGAGGGUCCGGCCAAUUGUGGUUGAUCCAGGGUUGUAUUUGGCUAGGAGAACUCAAAUAUUUCAUGCCACUGAGAAGCGGCCAACGCCUGAUGCUUUCAAAAUAUUUACAGGUUCCCCUUGGUUCAUCUUAAGUCGAUCUUUCCUUGAAUUCUGUGUUCUCGGGUGGGAUAACCUUCCUCGGACGCUUCUUAUGUAUUUUAACAACAACGUUUUAUCACAAGAAGGUUACUUUCACUCUGUCAUUUGCAAUUCAAAUGAGUUCAAGAACAAAACUGUUAAUAGUGAUCUAAGAUUUAUGAUUUGGGAUGAUCCUCCAAAGAUGGAACCCCUUUACCUCAAUGUAUCGAACUUCGAUGUUAUGGCUGAAAGUGGUGCUGCAUUUGCUCGAAAAUUUCAUAAAGAUGAGUCUGUGCUGGACAUGGUCGAUCAAAAAAUUUUGAAGCGGGGACACAACCGACUUCUUCCUGGGGCAUGGUGCUCGGGUCGGAAGAGCUGGUGGAUGGAUCCCUGCUCGCAAUGGAGUGAUGUCAAUAUCUUGAAGCCUGGAUCACAAGCUAAGAAGUUAGAAGAGUCCAUAAAGAAUCUUCUUGACGACUGGAACGCUCGAUCGAAUCAAUGCCAAUGAAAGGCAAUACAAUGGAAAGAUCAAAGUGAGUUGCAUUGUUUUACGAACGAAGCGUUAAGAGGUAAAUUGUUACAUCAGUUGGUUACAAAUUACAAGAUUUGAUUUUGUUUGGGGGGGUAGCCAUGUUCAUAACAGGUUAGAGAAGAUGAAAAGAUGAGGCAUAUUAUUGUUGAGGUUUUGGAUAUGAUGAAGUGUUGAAAUGGGGCUCUCAACAAUUUAUUCAAACAAUACGAACAUUUAUCCCUUCUUUCCUUUUC